AGGAGGAGGAGGAGGAGAAGGAGGGGGAGUCCCGGCGGCGGGAUGAGGCCGGGCUGAGCGAUGUGCGAGCAGGCAGCGCGGUACUGCCGGGCCGGGGUGCAGAAGCUGCUGCGGAAGCCGGCGCCGGCGCUGCGCGGGCUGGACGGGCUGCUGCGCUGGGCGGCCGGCAGGAUGGGCGACAAGGGCCUCGCCGAGAGGGAGCUGCUCGCCCCGGGCGCCGCCGCCGCCCAGAGGAAGGGCACCUCCGUCAUCCUCGAUAUUUUCAGAAGAGCUGACAAAAAUGAUGAUGGGAAGCUGUCCCUGGAGGAGUUCCAGGCCUUCUUUUCUGAUGGGACACUCAACGAGGAAGAACUUGAGAAGCUCUUUCAUACCAUUGACUCAGACAACACUAACAAUGUGGACACCAAGGAGCUGUGUGACUAUUUUGCUGACCAUAUGGGAGACUAUGAGGAUGUUUUGGCCUCCCUGGAGAUGCUGAACCUUUCCAUCCUGAAGGCCAUGGACUACACCAAACGGGUGUAUGAGAGCGGCAGCAACGUGGACCAGUUCGUGACCCGCUUCCUGCUGAAGGAGACGGCGAACCAGACCCAGUCACUGCUGAGCUCCGUGGAGAGUGCUGUGGAUGCCAUCGACGAGCAAACCAACCCCGCCAGACACUACCCCAGCAAGGAUGGUCACGGCCUGAGUGACACCUGGUAUGACAACCCUGUCCCCAGCUACUCUCCCACCACCUGGAUGGUCCCUAGGGAGCAAGGAAAGAGCUUCCAGGCUGGUUCCCCUGACACCAAGGCAGAGGGGCUGGAGGGGCAGAUCAACAGGCUGGCCAAGCUGAUUGGCAAGCUGGAGGACAAGACCCUCUGGUUUGACCUGCACCAGCGGCUGUCGGACAGCGAGAGCACGGCCUGCACGUACCUGCUCCUGGUGAGGAACGAGAUGACGGUGUCACACAAGCACCUGGGCGAAUUCUGCAGCUCCCUGAAGCAGUACCUGAAGAGCGUGGCCGGGGAGCGGGACUGCUUCCACGUCACCGCGGUGAAGCUGCCUGAUGGGGUCACCUUCAUCGUCUAUGAGUUCUGGGAGACCGAGGAGGACUGGAAGAGGCACCUGCAGAGUGCCACCUGCAAGGGCUUCCAGCACGUCAAGGUGGACACGCUCAGCCAGCCUGAGGCCAUCUCCAGCGUGGCUGUGCCAGCUGCCUGGUGCACCCUGAGCCGAGAGUGACACUCAGUGCCGGGGCCUGCCAGCACCUGUCCCCUCUGCGGGGUGGCCAUGCCUGGAGGAGGUGCCCGUGUGACCCGGCUGCAGUGAAGGAAACUCCCAUGUGUGUGUCCCCCACCCCAGAGAGUCCUCCCUCAGCUCCCCACCACCUGGGGCAUCUCUCCAUGGUGUGGGUGGUCUUGGGGGAAAGAAGGACUGCCAGGGGAGGGGCUGGCAGGGUUUGGGGAGGGGGACAUCCCCCAGACAUAGGUAGGCAGGGAGGGGGGCAACGAGUGCAGGCAGGCAGGCACUAGGAAGGAGGGAUGGGAGUGGGAGGCUGGAGCCCCCCAUGAAAGCAGGGAGGAGGUUGGGGGUCUGUGCAAGUCCCUAGGGGCCACCCCGGGAAGAGACUGGGGGGUUGAGGCUGUGCCUGGUGUGUGUGUGCCUGCAGGGAUGGGGACCCCUGCCCCAGGGGGAGUCAGGGUGGUGGCAGAGGGGGGGUUUCCCUUCUCCCUUAAGGUGCCCCUUAGUCCUUUCCAGCUGUGGGGGGUCCCCAGGGGUUUCCUUUGCAUGUGCACAGUUGCAGCUGGUGCCUUGUAGGCAUGAGGGUGGCUGCCUCCCCUCCUUCCUCCCUUCCAGGGGUCUGUACUUUGUCUGUGUGUCUGUCUGUCUGUGCCAAUCCCACACCCACCUCGCUGAGCGUGGGGGUCCCUCAGAGUGUGUGGCACAGGACCUUUGCCAAUACCCUCUCCUGUCUUUAUUAGCCACUGUACAACGGGGACAGUGAUGCCAAAUAAAACCGCCAUGGGAUCCA
This is a messenger RNA of Motacilla alba alba, 2011 nucleotides long. It is a transcript of the gene NECAB2, whose product is annotated as N-terminal EF-hand calcium binding protein 2. The record is from RefSeq and is a predicted model, not a curated record. Gene Ontology annotation, cellular component: cytoplasm. NCBI's taxonomy places the organism in Eukaryota, Metazoa, Chordata, Aves, Passeriformes, Motacillidae. The transcript has 13 exons. Gene Ontology annotation, biological process: regulation of amyloid precursor protein biosynthetic process. The coding region runs from base 61 to 1221 and encodes 386 amino acids. Gene Ontology annotation, molecular function: calcium ion binding.